GAAUGUUGUCACGAUAUGGGGAAAGGUCCCGAUCUCCCGUUUUUGGCAGAGUGAUUAGCAGAGAGCCACUAAUACCACAGCGUGUAACCAUUGGACACCGACAACGGCAUUAUGGAAUUGACGGAAGUAUCUAUGGCAGCUCAUCACCGCGCGUAUACGGAGCAGAAUCGAAAUCAACAUCGACUUCCCAUGUGGGGGCUGGAGGUGGUAGCGCUCGCCGGCCUUCAAAAUAUCGCUAUGUGGGUGCCAGUGACUCAACCUUGAAUGGGGCUAAUGGAGGUAACACGAACUCAGUAAAUGUGCAAGGCAGCUUCCAACGCUUAAAAGAGCUCAUUUGGACUGAGCGGGCUAAGGAAUUGACACAACAACGACGAGCAGAGGAGAUGGCAGCACGAGCCGCCGUACUUAAAGAGAUCGCCAAUGGAAAAAACACUCAAUCAUCUUACAAACAUCCUGUUAAAUCAGAGUCUCCGCUAAUGGAUGAGAAUCGUAGCCCAGAUCGAGAUAUAUAUCAGCACUUGAACGAUGGUCGCAUGUCUAUUGCUACUGGGCAAUCACGCUAUAUCGAGAGCAACUAUAAUAACAAGAAAGAUAGAAGUAAUAACAACGCGAACAGCAACAAUGAUAAUAACAAUAAUAGGUACAACACCUCAAAGAGUGUUUAUAAUAAUCAGUAUAACUAUAAGGGCAACGGUAGGACGGGCACCAGUAAUGCUAACAACAACGGCAGGGACCCUUACAGGUCGUCGUCCAACUCUAACGGGUCUCUAGCAUCCUCACUGCGUAGCUACAUGAAUAUAAAUAGGAAUCGCAAUAACAAAAACUACGGAAAACAAAAAUCAUUUCCGCCGUUAGCAACUGGCUACGUUGGGUCCUCUGUAGCAACAUCCCAAACAAGCAAUUAUUUUGACGAUGAGCACAGUAUGGGUAUUCCAAGAGCAUACCCAGUGCGUCCAUCGCAUUUUCGUGAACGCAAUCGCGCCAUAUUCAAAGAGGACUCACCCCUUGAAAAAACUGCAGAGACUGAUUACUUCUCAAGGCAGAGUCGUUCACAGCAACAACUGAAUAUACCCAGCAAGGAGAGGGUGUUGUUAAAAGGCAUCAUACAAGACUUUAACCGGCAUACUUCAACGUCAGCCAUAGCCCCGGAGUACAUGGAAAAUUAUACAAAUAACAAAAGUCGUAUCGAAGCCGAAGCGGCACCUGCUACCUCCGCAGACGAUCUCUACACUGAUGAACUGGACAUAUUCGCACGGCCGUCCAUGGACAAAGGAGCGUUGAGCAAUAAUAUGGACAAAGUAGAUGAUACGUUUUCUGUUGAAGAACCGUUAGCGCCGAACAUCAAAGGGUGGAAUGAACUGGACUUGGCGGACGCAAAUAUAUUCCUGAACUACGUCAAGCCUCAUGCGGGUUAUCCAGCUAAGGAGGCAGCCGAACCACUGGAACUGUAUUACUAUGGCAACUUUUACUAACUUCCUGAAACAUUAUCUUAAACGCAAAUCAAAUACGUUCCUGAUGUGGUGGCACGUAGACAGAUGUUUAGAAUAGAGCUAAGUAUAUAUAAAAAUCCGUAUGCUAAUGAAAUUUGAAAUUGUGACGAAGCAAUAUACGUUGUAAAUACAUCCAUAUGUGCUGAAAUAUGUACUUAGUUUGUAUGUAUGUAAGUAUGUAUUUCAUAUGCAAA
Rhagoletis zephyria (snowberry fruit fly) is the source of this 1684-nucleotide messenger RNA. RefSeq lists its product as uncharacterized. The record is from RefSeq and is a predicted model, not a curated record. Lineage: Eukaryota; Metazoa; Arthropoda; Insecta; Diptera; Tephritidae.